GCAUUUCUCGUAUCUUCUCUAAACAAUUAUUUUAGUGUAAAUAAUAUUUUUAAUGUAAUGGAAAAUAUGCCAUCUUAAGACAUCUCUGGAGCAGCUUCCAAUCAUCAUGGCUGCAAAGGGUCAGUAUAAAAGUAUAGUGGUAUAGUAUAGAAGUAUAAAAUAGACAGGGUCACGUGACUCCACGUGUAGUAGGGAAAGUAAUUGAAAAAUUAGAUCAAGGUUCUUAAUGUUGAUUUCGGUUAAUUUUAGAUUAAUCACCCAGCCCCAGGCUUAGUCCCUUUAUUUCAUCAGGGGUCGCCACAGCGGAAUGAACCGCCAAUUUAUCCAGCAUAUGUUUUACGCAGAGGAUGCCCUUCCAGCAGCAACUCAGUAAUAGGAAACACCCGUACACACUCAUUCAUUCAUUAUUAUUGUUGUUGUUGUCAACCGAAAUUUUCAAACAUAUUAGCCACAAUAAAUAUGGCUAAAACGUCCUGGAUAGGAGUUCUUUUGUUUCUGCACCAUCCCACAAUGCAUUUCACUUCCUGGAUACCGCUGACGCUGUAACCAAGCAUGGCGGUGAACUGUUGUCUUGUUAUUCUGAUAUAUUUGCGAACCUCGCUCUGCACCGAAGGCACGAACACAACAGAAAACACUAAUAUAACACUCGGAGACUCAAACCACACGUCAAAUUAUCGAGAUGAAAUCCUUAACAUCACGGAGCUGGGAGUCGGUCCUAACGUUACUGCAGCAGAUUUACCCGCUUCAACUGACAGGACUCCCGAAUACGUGACCGGAUUACCGGAUCUGAUCAAGUCCACGGAGAGCCCGAUCCCUGAUUCCCCGCCAGCCACCGCAGCGCCAGUGCCUCUUCCCGUGUCCGGUGUCCCGCCGGUCCCCGUUACCGACGAUGAAGACCUGUUGUUUGCCACACCAGAAGUUCCCACUGACCAGAAUGUUGACUCUGUUUUUGGCCGUUUUACGAAAUACUUCUUUGGCCGUUCGAAUGUGAGCAGUGCACCUGAUGUGAGAAGUUCACCAGGAUACGGGUAUGGAGACGUCAUUCAGACAGUGAAUAAGGAAGGGCAGUUGGAGUUUUUCACCUUUCCUGCCUCUGCAGGCACCGCUCACUGCUUAGACUCAAACCCUGCAGGUUUUCUGAAGGAGCAGACAAGCAGAUGUAUGAGGAGCUUUGAUUUGGCACGUGAUUGUACAACUCUAGGAACUCUGGGCUUGGGAAAUUACCUUAAUUUCAGCAUUCGUUCUGGAAAGAUCCAGGAAGCUAAAGUCAUUGCUGUGGAAGUUGCAGCCAUUACCCUUCAGUCUUUGGAGGGCACACAGAUGCCAGUGGACCCGGCUGACAGUGGCAGCUAUUUCCCCGUGCUCCUGCAGUCUGGUGACGUCUGCAAUAAUGUUGUACAGCAGGUUAAAUACACGUUUGUGUACAAUAAAGCAGGGGAAAUCCUAAAUGUGAUGGCAGCAUUUUUGCUGGGAGCUGUUAAAAAUGUCAUGGUGCCCAUUCAGCAAGAGUUCCAGAUUAUGUUUUUACAGGUGAAUUCUCAGACAACAGGGUUGAAAUACAGUGGCAAUCCUGGCUAUGUAUUGGGGCGUCCUCUUGUGGCCGGAACAAGAACGGCAAAUGGGAUAGUUCAGUUUGUAGACCCAAAAGGAUCCCUCACUACCCUCCAAACAUCUGUGGAUCAGGAUUGCCUGCGUGGCUCGUCCAGACGCUCGCCUGUCUUGUUUGGGAUUGACACAGUAUCAGGCUGCACCUUGAAGCUUUCCGAUGGAGUUAAUUGUUCUCUAGUAUCAGAAGUCAUUUUAUGGGCAGUAAAAGGUCAGAGUUUCCCCGAUCAUGUGGCUUCCUUUGGGAAUUCCUUGCCUCAAAAUCCUUUGGACUGGGUGCCAAUCCAAAACCAAACCAUAUCAUCGGGGGCUCAAGCUUGCAGCAUACCACUGUCUUAUCAUCUCGAAGUAAAAUGGACCAAGUAUGGAGCCCUGCUGAACCCCCAAGCUCAGAUCGUGAGCAUCAUGGAAACAAUCAUUACAAACACCAGUAGUUUGGCCUUCAUUACAAGUGCUGGUGGUCUUCUGUCUGUCACAAGCUCAGUGAGUUUCGUUGAUGUGUCUGCCUCUGCAACCCCAGGAUUCAAAGUUCCUCCUACAAUCGAUGCUAAACUACCAUUUGACUUUUUCUUUCCAUUUGUAUAACGGAGCUUGUCUUUUGGCAACACUAUGAAUGGAGGACCACUGGUUUUGUGUUUCUCUGUCCAUCCUCCGGUCAUUUUUGUGGUUAAUUAUGCCUAAUUUGCAGGUGUAUAUAGCGUUUAUUUAUUGUCUACUGUAUAUAAUGCACUGAUUCUCAAUUUUAC
This is a messenger RNA of Danio aesculapii, 2351 nucleotides long. It is a transcript of the gene tctn1, whose product is annotated as tectonic family member 1. The transcript is spliced from 12 exons. Gene Ontology annotation, biological process: cilium assembly; protein localization to ciliary transition zone. Gene Ontology annotation, cellular component: MKS complex. Bases 553 to 2190 code for a protein of 545 amino acids. NCBI's taxonomy places the organism in Eukaryota, Metazoa, Chordata, Actinopteri, Cypriniformes, Danionidae. The record is from RefSeq and is a predicted model, not a curated record.